UUUUAAGUGCAAGCACAUGAAAACAAUGACAAUCUCCAUCUAAUCUAUAAAAUCCAGUGCUCUUCGCUCUAGAUAAAGAACAUGAGGUGAAGAAUUCGAGUGAAAACUCCGAGUGAGUAUAAAGCCAAUCACCAGAUGGCGCUAUCUCAAAGCAGUUUGCCCACCAAGACAGAGACCAUCAACCAGCUCUCUCCAUCUCCAAGCCUCCUUCAACUGAACAGACACAACAUGCGUAAGUCCAGCGCCAUGGCUUCAAGCGCCUAUGAAGAUAUGGGUGAGCAAAACCCUGUACAAGUAGCCACGAGAGGCACUGUUGGGUCCCUCGUAAUGCAAGAACUCGAGUACUUCAGCCAGCUCGAAUUAAGCCAUGGAAGAUCAAAGAAGCCUCAGCCCCUUAUUACCGCCCUGGCUUCUACUGGUAGUCAAUCCAAAGCCACUCUUGGAUCUGCACUUACAACCCCGAAAAAGAAACUGCAAGGAGGAAGCAGGCGUCUACCGAGAAUUUGUUCGGUUGUGGAAGUGUCUGAUAGCAGUCGGCCAGUUAGGAUUUCAGGAUUCAGUUAUAGAAACCUGAAAUCUGAGGUCAAGAAGCUGCAAGCUUAGACAGUUCUCUCAGAUAGCUUUGAAAAACCAAGCUUCUUGAGUUUACUUGUUAUAGGGUUAGCCCAAGCUCUAUCUGGGUUACCACAUUUUAUGUCCACGAUUUCCACAAUUUUAGUUGCUUUCCUGUCAGAUUUCUCCCUACUUGGCGUUCUAUCCAAAAUAAUAUUAUCAGAGCCCAGCAUCGGCAUAUGAUGGUUUUCUAGGAGUAGUAGCACUACAGGGAACCGAAACCAGAAUAGUUCUAGGCUUAGUUUGAACAGAUGCUGAUGCUUGUGGGGAGGGUUUAAUUGAUUCCAGCUCCUUUGUUAUCAGAGCACCAAUUGUUCCGGUGGUACCCACCCUGGUAGAUCCUCCACCUCCCUUGAUAGCUUCUAGUUUCUGAACCAUGUUUCUAUUUCUGUUCAAUCAGAAGUAUGAGCUCUAUCCACUAGUGUUUUGACAUUAGCCUUUAGAGCUUGUUGGGAUAGUUGCAGCCAAAGAGUUUCACAAGCCUGUUAUGAAAUAGACACCUGCAUGUACGUGAUACUUCUUAGUUGAAGAAAUCUGCACAUAUUUUUAGCACUA
Populus euphratica (Euphrates poplar) is the source of this 1167-nucleotide messenger RNA. RefSeq lists its product as uncharacterized. The transcript is spliced from 2 exons. The coding region runs from base 136 to 603 and encodes 155 amino acids. Lineage: Eukaryota; Viridiplantae; Streptophyta; Magnoliopsida; Malpighiales; Salicaceae. The record is from RefSeq and is a predicted model, not a curated record.